This is a messenger RNA of Melampsora larici-populina 98AG31, 2898 nucleotides long. RefSeq lists its product as uncharacterized. Lineage: Eukaryota; Fungi; Basidiomycota; Pucciniomycetes; Pucciniales; Melampsoraceae. The transcript is spliced from 4 exons. The record is from RefSeq and is a predicted model, not a curated record. Bases 1 to 2898 code for a protein of 965 amino acids.
AUGGAUCUAUUCAACAAGAGAUCAUGCCAGAGGAUGGCCUUCAUUUUUCAUUGGCCUAUGUUACUGACAGCAAUGGGCAUUUGGGAUGCAUCCCGCUUUGCUCCAGAAUCAUGGUCUCAUUUGGCAGAACCUCGGAAUCCGCUACUCCAUCAGCACGACGUCUCUUUUCUCGAAAACGAAUAUACGGCAACUAGCACACUGUUCGACACGCCAGGAUCGCCGGUUGAUAGAAUAUACACCGGUGGAAAUGGAAAACAUCCCGUCCCAAGUUUCGACUCUCCUGGUCAAGAAGAUCCAGGCGUUCUCAACACACCCGACCGACUGGCGAAUAAUUGGUGGAGCGGAGCCGAGAGUCCGGAGCAGCGCUCAGUAUAUCAGGAGAUAGGAGACGGAUCCCAGCACCACUCAUUGCUUUCGACUUUGCAGACUGAGACAGCAUCUCUUUGGCAUGACACCCAUCUGUUCACUUCUCCUCCAUUGGACGCCCACAGGGACAAACUUGAAGAAUGGUCAGGGCUUGAAGACCUAUUCGCAAGCGGUGAUUGGAACACAUUCAAGGCUCAAAAGAGCCCAAGUGUUCCCGAUGAUCGGGUUGAAACCUUAGAGAUGUUCGGAAAAGUAUCAGUAGAACAUGAACAUGCUCCUCAUCGCGAUCACUUCCAGGAGAUUGUAUUCGAGGAAUUGCCUGAAAUAGUUUCUGUACCAGCUUGGGACGUAUAUAAUCAUUACCCACUAUCAAAUUCUCACAUGUCUUCUUCUCCAGUGGACCUUUAUCAUGCUAUCACCACGACUGGCUCUCCUGUUGGAAACACCGCACUGUUUGAAGAUACAAGUUCUAUGUCUCAUCUGGGAUCGCCUCUGCCCCCACCGAUCUCGGUUCACAGUCCCGGUGGAGCUCUACAAAAUGGAGACUUUCCGCCGGAUAGCCUCUACAAAAGCAUUACAGGUAUCAAGAGGGACUUCAAAGCGCACGAGGUCGCAGGAGUCUUGGCACAUCAUGAGUUCCACGAAACCCCUCAGGCCUUCUGGAAUAUGCCUCCUACCGAGUUUUCGCAAUCUUCACCUGACUAUCAGACCCUCGAUGGCAAUUUGAUCCGUUCUCCACAAAGUCAUGUAUUCAAUAACCUCGGACACAGUCACAACUUUGAAAACUCCCUCGAGUCUCAAACCUUCCACAAAGCGCCCAGAUCAAAUUUGCAUGAUAUGUCAUCACAGCUGCACCCCCUUCCGGCCAGUGCUCCAUUAUCAAACCAGCUUGAGACAUUUGGAAAAACUUUCGACCAUCUUGACCAUGGCAUAUCUGACAGCACAAAGCCAAUAUCGCCUAUUAUAAAAGAAGGGUCAGAUUGGUCUUCAGAAUCCUCCCAAGACUCACCAAUCACACUUGACUCACUUAUUCAUGAACUCGAUUUGCUACCACACUUAGACGUCCUACCAGAGUUGGAAAGCUUUUUGAUGGAUCCCCAUAUGCCUUUUUCACCUCUUUCUGAACAGUAUGGCGUCUCGUCAGCACAGACGCCAAGUGGCUUCUUGGACACCCAACCAUCGAGAAAUUUCAAAGUCGCGAGUGGCAUUGAGAAGUCAGAUGAUACCGCAAGUCCAAGGCUCAUUGAGUGGAAAAGCAAUGAAGUCGAAUUGGAUCGAGCUAAUCCAGGUAUCGUACCCUGUCUUUUCAGACUUCCGGUAUUCCACUCGGCCUCACUUCAAGCUCGGCAGAAUUUGGACCAAGAUAUAACGAGCUCUCAGAACACAAAACUACCUUAUCAAGAUGCGUUGGCAAGCUCUCCAAGAUCAGGACAGCUUAAGCGCCCAACUCGGACUUAUCAAAUCGAUUCUCAACCUUCCAAGCGAAAAACACUUCAUGCUUCUUCUUCAUUAGAUGAAAAUGAUGAAUCCUUCAGUCAAUCAAAACUGUUUUCAACAUCCGCAGAUAGCCAAAUUCAUCCUACGGACUCAUCCACUCGCCCAAGUUCGCAGCCAUCUUCGCCACAAUCUAAGCCUCAUACUAAUCUUGAAUUUCAAUCUGAGAAGCAUUCUGACUUGGAAGAACCCCGCAAUGAAGAAACUAUACCAGAGAUUUUUGACAAGAUGCGCUCGAAAAUAACGGGUAUCAAAGAAAAUUAUUCGAGCACCUGGGCUGACGUAAGAUUCAACGAGGCUACAUCAGCGUAUUCAGAAAGGGUACAUAAGAUGCACACUUUGCUCCACUUGUCAGACACAUCUCCUCCAGAAGAAGUCGACUUGGACUUCGCCAAACCCAUACCGAUGUCGUCUCGCGCUUUACUUGAGAAACACCAACCGCAACUUCAAGAUUUCACGAACUCAAUAUUGAAACACGAGCCUAACGAGCAUCCAGCGAGACAUGUGAUAGUUAAUCUGCAAACGCUUUGGGAUAAUUUCCUAGAGAUGGUCACCAUCUGUUCUGAAAUACUCUCUUUGAAUCGUGUACAAACCAAUAUGGAACAAGAUGUUCUCGAUGCCCAUGAUUGGAUCUUGGAAAAAUGGAAACGGAUCCCAGAGACUAAAUUCAAUUGGUGGCCUGUUCGUGGAGCAACCUACCCUCCCGGAAAACCACACGAGUCCAAUUCUUUCACUGAAGACUUUGAAAAAUUACCGGUACACGAAAGUACUGUGUUUUGGCUGAACCAUAGAUUGCAUAAUAAAAGGCGUGAAGGCGCCGCCGCCGAUUACGUGUUACGAUUUAUACGUGAAAAGCGAGAAGGUUGGAUCCUUUAUCUAACUCCCAGAACUGUUGAUAAAGUAUUGUCCAGAACUUUGUUAGGCACAAUGAAAAAGGUAAGAUCAUUAAGCUACCCAUCUCCUUCCCGCAACUAUCGAGCGUGGGAUGCGCGUAUAUAUACAAUGGCGAGGGGUUUCAUGACAUCACAGACUAGUUAA